AUGGCUGUGGCAGUCCUGGAUCGGAGCUUUAGCAGUGAAUAUCCUGGAGGUAGCAGAACUGAGGGCAGGCAGCUGAGCUGGAAGAGAGUCUUUGUCCAAACUGACAAUGGGUCUGUCCUUGGCAUCGAGCUGGAGAGAGGAGAAAAUGUGCAAACUGUGAAAAAGAAGCUGCAGAUAGCCCUCAAUAUGCCCACUGAUGAGAGCUCAUUGACCUUUGGUGACCUGGUUCUGAAUGAUGAUCUUAGCAGCAUUCGCAAUGACUCACCGUUGCUUCUCAAAAGGAAUCAGAUUCACCGAAGCAAUUCCACACCUUGCCUCUCCCCUACUGGCAAGGAUGUUUGGCAAAGAGACCGGAGCGGGCCCAUUGAAAUCCUUGGCUGUGCAAGCCCAUCCUCUCGGAUGAAGCAGCUUGCUAAGGAUGUCAUUAAAGCCAUAAGGAAUGGUGUUGACCCAGUUGCUGUUAACAGUGGGAUGGGUGGUGCCUACUACUUCAAGAACAUUUGGGGAGAGUGUGUUGCAAUUGUCAAGCCAACUGACGAGGAACCAUUUGCCCCAAACAAUCCAAAAGGUUUUGUGGGGAAGGCUCUGGGACAGCCAGGCCUGAAAAGAUCUGUGCGGGUCGGUGAGACAGGCUUCAGAGAGGUUGCUGCUUACCUCCUCGACUAUGGUCACUUUGCAAAUGUUCCUCCCACCAUGCUUGUCAAGAUAACACACACCAUCUUCAAUGUGAAUGACUGUGUUGGCUGCAAAAGUAAAGUAUUCUGCAACAAAUCAGAGGCUGUGAGCAAGAUUGCAUCACUGCAGGAGUUCAUUCCUCAUGAUUUUGAUGCCAGUGACCAUGGGACCUCAAGCUUCCCUGUAUCUGCAGUGCAUCGGAUUGGCAUUCUUGACAUUAGAAUCUUCAACACUGACAGGCAUGCUGGAAAUCUUCUGGUCAGGAAGCUUGGUCCUGGGGCUGACAAUUUUGGAGAGCAGACGGAACUCAUUCCUAUUGACCAUGGCCUUUGCCUUCCAGAAUGCCUAGAAGACCCUUACUUUGAGUGGAUCCACUGGCCGCAGGCCUCUGUUCCCUUCUCCGAGGAGGAGCUUGAAUACAUUGCAGAACUUGAUCCUGUAAAAGAUGCAGAAAUGCUACGCACGGAGCUACCCAUGAUACGAGAGGCAUGUCUCAGGGUGCUGGUGCUGUCAACAGUAUUUCUCAAGGAAGCUGCAGCGUUUGGUCUCUGCCUCUCCGAGAUAGGAGACAUGAUGAGCAGGCAGUUCACUGCAAAAGAAGAGGAACCAAGUCAGCUUGAACUUCUCUGCAUGGAGGCAAGGAAGUGGGUCAAGGAAAGAGAGUUCUUUCUUCCUGACGAAGCCGGAGUUGAAGAUGACGAUGAUGACUUCACCCAGUUCCUUCUUGACAGUGAGGAUGAUGCAGAUGCCUUUGAACCACCAGCUUUCUGCAAGUUUGGCAGCAUGAAGGCAAGUUCCAGGAAUCCACUAUCCAAGCUAGAUGAGUGUGAUGAGGAGGACGAAGAUGAGACUGAGGAGGACGCCGAUGAUGACAUCUUGAUCAGUGCAUUGCCCCAGAAGAUUCCUUCUAUCUCCAAGCUGUCGUCGUCCAUGAAGGGGCUUGGCUUCAUUGGGAAAUCUAAACCCUACCGUAGAGGAGUUCCGAAGGGUAAAGUGACAGGUAGAACUAACUACAGUGGCAAAGCUAGUGAGCAUCAGUCCGGGAGCAGGAGCGCCAAUGAGCUGCUCCCGCCCAGCGCCAGUUUUGUGAAGCUGUCGGACAUGAGCCCUAAAGAGUGGAGUGCAUUCCUCGACAAGUUCCAGGAGCUGCUCCCAGGUGCCUUCCGCACCCGGAAGCACACUGCUGGUGUCGGGCAGCGCCCGAUGCCGAGGCUGGGCACGUCUUGCGAGUUUUGA
This is a messenger RNA of Miscanthus lutarioriparius, 1911 nucleotides long. The record is from the annotation of a GenBank genome assembly. NCBI's taxonomy places the organism in Eukaryota, Viridiplantae, Streptophyta, Magnoliopsida, Poales, Poaceae.